CCCCGGAAGUGACCCACGUGCCUUCGCUGUGGUCUGAACUGGGCUGUCUGCAACUUUUUAUCCCUCCUCCUUUCCUUUUUCAUCCCACUCCCGCCUUCCCCCCGAAGUUGGCGGGUUUUUUUGGGGGGGUGGAAACGUGAGCCGCCUUUGGCCGUGGACUAGAAGAUCUGAAAGUUGCCUUCUACCUGCUGGGCCGAGAUGGAUCCGCUGAGGGCCCAACAGUUGGCAGCGGAGCUGGAGGUGGAGAUGAUGGCCGACAUGUACAACAGAAUGACCAGUGCCUGCCACCGGAAGUGUGUGCCCCCCCACUACAAGGAAGCAGAGCUGUCCAAGGGCGAGUCUGUGUGCCUGGACCGGUGUGUCUCCAAGUACCUGGACAUCCACGAGCGGAUGGGCAAGAAGCUGACGGAGUUGUCUAUGCAGGAUGAGGAGCUGAUGAAGAGGGUGCAGCAGAGCUCUGGACCUGCCUGAGGCCGCAGCCUGCCUCCACCUGGGUGCACUUUGCCCCUUCCCUCUUAUUUGAUGAAAGUGCCCCCUGGUGGGUGUCAUGUAUGAAGACUGCCAUACCUAGGCUUUCUGGAGCAGCUCCAGGUGCUCCAGGUGUGGUAGAGCUCUCUCCUGAUUGAAGAAGGGGUAUUUGUCACACUGGUAUGUGACUCUGUGUAUAUUGUAUAUAUAUAUUAAAACAAGUGUGUCAACACUGA
Molecule: messenger RNA, 704 nt
Organism: Perognathus longimembris pacificus (Pacific pocket mouse)
Lineage: Eukaryota; Metazoa; Chordata; Mammalia; Rodentia; Heteromyidae
Gene: Timm10
Product: translocase of inner mitochondrial membrane 10
Exons: 3
Coding region: 199-471 (90 amino acids)
Biological process (GO): protein insertion into mitochondrial inner membrane
Cellular component (GO): mitochondrial inner membrane
Source: RefSeq, a predicted model, not a curated record